Molecule: messenger RNA, 3071 nt
Organism: Drosophila sulfurigaster albostrigata
Lineage: Eukaryota; Metazoa; Arthropoda; Insecta; Diptera; Drosophilidae
Gene: Mccc1
Product: methylcrotonoyl-CoA carboxylase subunit alpha, mitochondrial
Exons: 7
Coding region: 111-2198 (695 amino acids)
Cellular component (GO): mitochondrion
Molecular function (GO): methylcrotonoyl-CoA carboxylase activity; metal ion binding; ATP binding
Source: RefSeq, a predicted model, not a curated record
AUGCUCUGCUGAUCGUGUGCGAAAAACACUUGUGAUAAGGCUGCCACUCAGCGCGCAGCAGUUCUUUUUUUUAUUAUUAUAAAUAUUUACAAUAAAUAAGCUCUGCGCAAAUGUAUACAAGAUUAUUGCAACACUUGGGAAACGGCGCUAGGUGCUUGGCUACAAAGGCCACACCGAAAGUGCAGCCCAUCAACAAAAUUGUGAUUUCAAAUCGUGGCGAGAUCGCCUGUCGUGUGAUAAAGACUGCUCGCAAGCUGGGAGUGCGCACAGUGGCUGUUUACUCCGAUCCCGACGAGCACAGUUUGCACACCGAGUUGGCCGAUGAAGCGUAUCGUGUAGGUGAAGCCUCCGCCUAUUUGCGUGGCGAACGCAUUCUUGAAAUUGCCAAGAAAUCUGGUGCGCAAGCAAUUCAUCCUGGCUAUGGCUUUCUGUCCGAGUCCGUGGAAUUCGCAGAGCUAUGCCAGAAGGAAGGUGUCAUUUUCAUGGGCCCACCCAGCUCAGCCAUUCGUGACAUGGGCAUCAAGAGCACGAGUAAAGCCAUCAUGGCAGCUGCCGGAGUUCCCAUCAUUAAUGGCUAUCAUGGUGAUGAUCAAUCCGACACUUGCCUGCAAGCUGAAGCCGCCAAGAUUGGCUUUCCUCUUAUGAUCAAGGCUGUGCGCGGCGGUGGCGGCAAAGGUAUGAGAAUUGCUGAGAAACCCGAGGAUUUCCUUACCGCCUUGAACUCGGCACGCAUUGAAUCACAGAAGGCUUUCGGCAAUAGUUCUGUGCUGCUUGAGCGUUACGUGCGCUCGCCGCGUCACGUUGAGGUCCAAGUCUUUGCGGAUCAGUAUGGUGACGCUGUCUAUUUGUGGGAACGCGACUGCAGCGUGCAGCGUCGUCAUCAGAAGAUUAUCGAAGAAGCGCCAGCGCCUGGUUUAUCCGAGGAACUGCGUCGGGAACUGGGCGAAGCUGCUGUGCGCGCUGCCAAGGCUGUGGGCUAUGUUGGCGCUGGCACUGUGGAGUUCAUAUUGGACAAGGAGGAUCUGUCCUUCCACUUCAUGGAGAUGAACACUCGCCUGCAAGUCGAGCAUCCCAUCUCUGAAAUGAUCACCGGCACCGAUCUUGUUGAGUGGCAAAUACGAAUUGCUGCCGGAGAACCUCUUCCCCUAACACAGGCACAGAUCAAGCGCAGUGGCCACGCUUUCGAGGCCCGUAUCUAUGCUGAGAAUCCACGUGGAGGCUUUCUGCCAGGCGCUGGCCCAUUGCGCUAUCUGAGUACUCCCAAACCCAGCGCUGAGGUGCGAGUGGAGACAGGAGUUCGUGAGGGAGACGAGGUGUCUGUGCACUACGAUCCCAUGAUUGCCAAGCUGGUUGUUUGGGGCGAGAAUCGCACGCAGGCACUGAACUCGCUGAUUGCUCGUUUGGGCGAAUAUCAUAUUUCUGGACUGGAAACUAACAUCAACUUCCUCAUCGAUUUGGCCUCGCAUCCCGAGUUCCAGUUGGCCAAUGUGCACACUGGCUUUAUUGAUCAGCACUUUGAUACACUGUUUCCACCGAUUGUCAUCGAGCCACAGCAGCUGAGCCAAGCAGCGCUUUCCCUAAUCUUCAAUGAACUGCAGGCAGCUGCAACUAAUGCCAGCGGUCGUCAAGAUCCAUUUGCUGCCGCAUCGAAUGCGCGUCUCAAUUACGCGUUGCUGCGCAAAUACAACUUGAAGGCUCAGGACAAGGUUUAUGCUGUAGAAGUUAAGUAUGACAAUGGCGACAUUGAGAUCCGCGUUGAUGGCGGCGCCUGGCAAGUCAUCAAGGCCGAGCGUGUGCUGGAUGGCGAACGUCUGAAAAUCCGUGCCAACAUCGACAACACAAUUUCCACCUACAAUGCCAACAUUGAUGGCUCAAACGUUACGCUCUUCUUGGAGGUAAGCUCUUUAAACUUUGAGCUGGUGCAGCCCAAGUUUUUGAGCGCCCAGGCUGAUCAGUUAGGCAGUGGUGGUUCCAGAGUUGUGGCACCAAUGCCAGGUGUGCUGGAGAAGGUGUUAGUUAAGCCAGGCGAUAAGGUGAAGAAGGGCGACAGUCUGGCCGUGCUCAUUGCCAUGAAAAUGGAGCACAUACUGAAGGCGCCAAAGGAUGCUGUCAUUAAGUCGAUUGGCGGCGCCGAGGGCGAUAAUGUUGCCAAGGGCGCUGCAGUUAUUACUUUCGUCGAUGAGGAAGCUGCCAACUAAGAAUGAUUGUGAUUUUGAUUGCGUACCAGGGAAAUUGUUGCAUUUAUCCACAAGAAUGUUUUUGUGUUUUCUUUGUCUAUUUCUGUGUUUUAUAAUCAGUUUUAAGCUUUACCGCGUGCAUUUAUUAGAUUUAAGCCAUGUAAUGGACCAUUAUUGUUGUCAUGUCCUUUGACAUUAAAAGCAGAAUAUAUUUUUUGAAUCGAAUGGAAUUCGUUUCAUUUGUGUGCAUAAACCAAGAAUAAAAUUGGAAAAAAAUUUAGUUUUGUUUUAUUUUUUAAUUUUUUGUUUGAUUCUGUGUUUUCUGGUUUAAUUUAUAUGCAUGUUCUCGCAAUCACUUCUCACAGACAUAACAUUCAUACAAUAUACAUAGCGAAGUAUGUAAAAUAAAAUACAGAUUGCUUAGGUAAUUUAGCAAAUAUUUGAUUGAUCUAUUGUGAGGAAACAAAUGAUUAAGAAUGCGAUUGUUUGCUUACAUUUCGCGUUUAUUUUGUUGCAACUUAAAACAUAAUAAUUUAAUAAAUGUUUAACAAAUUUCACUUAAUACAAAAAAAACACUAAAUAAUUAAAAAUAUAUGUAUAUAUUUAUAUAUGUACUUAGUAUAAACAUAAUCAAGUUUAUUUUAUUUAUAAUCUUUUUUUAGGUUUCUUUUUUGUUUUGUUUUUUUUUUUCGUUUUGCUUUUAUUAGUCCACAUUUGUCCUAUCUUCGCUGGCGUUUUCUAUACUGUUUUUUUUUUGAUUUGUUAUUUCUUUAUCAUUCAAUUAAUGAAUUUCACUUGAUUUGCAAGAGGGGAAACGCUUCUCGUAGGGGGGGGAGGCGAGCGAACGAGACUUGUGUGGCAUGAUGAGUACUGAAGAUGCAAUUUGGUUUUGCU